This is a messenger RNA of Knipowitschia caucasica, 435 nucleotides long. The record is from the annotation of a GenBank genome assembly. Lineage: Eukaryota; Metazoa; Chordata; Actinopteri; Gobiiformes; Gobiidae.
AUGGCGGCGGCAAAACUCAUUAUCUCCCAAACCCCGGAACCCCUGGAGCCCGAGGCGCCCGAGGAGCCCGAGGAGCCCGAGGAGCCCGAGGAGCCCGAGGAGCCCGAGGAGCCCGAGGAGCCUCAGGAGCCGGGGCAUGACCGUCAAUGCCAAGGGCCGGAUUUGAGACGCGCCCAAAUUCAGCCGCCGCAUGCAGGAUCAUACAGGUGCAAAGUCAACGAGCGCCGGAUCAUUCACUCAAGAGCUGAGGAGAGGAGGGGGAGAGGGGGGAGGAGGGGGGAGGAGAGGGGGAGGAGAGGGGGAGGAGAGGGGAGGAGAGGGGGGGAGAGGGGGGAGGGGGGGAGGGGGGAGGAGAGGGGGGGAGGAGAGGGGAGGAGAGGGGGAGGAGAGGGGAGGAGAGAGGGGGGGAGAGGGGGGGCCUCUGCGGGUUUUUAA